This is a messenger RNA of Trichoderma atroviride IMI 206040, 1455 nucleotides long. RefSeq lists its product as uncharacterized. Gene Ontology annotation, cellular component: nucleus. Lineage: Eukaryota; Fungi; Ascomycota; Sordariomycetes; Hypocreales; Hypocreaceae. Gene Ontology annotation, molecular function: zinc ion binding; transcription cis-regulatory region binding; DNA-binding transcription factor activity, RNA polymerase II-specific. Gene Ontology annotation, biological process: positive regulation of transcription by RNA polymerase II. The record is from RefSeq and is a predicted model, not a curated record.
AUGCGUGGGCCGUGCUGGACAUGUCGCAAGCGCACUAUUCAGUGCGAUCAAUCCCGCUUUCCAUGCGCCAAAUGUGAGAAGGCGGGGCUGGAAUGCCUCGAUAAAAGACCAUUGAGAUGGGUGAAAGGCGUAGCAAUUCGCGGUAAGAUGAGGGGACAAGGUUUCGACACAAAUAAAUCACCUCUAGCACAGCCUAGGCGAAAACAACUGUUGCCAAAUGCCCAGAAAGGGUGGGCUAUGGAAGCUGGUCCUUCGCCUGCGUUGCCGGAUCCUCAUAUAAGCAGCGUGGAGAGAUUUUAUAUCGACUACUACGAAAAACGUGUUUGCAAACUGUACAUCUUGUACGAUAGUGACAGCAACCCUUUCCGCAAAUUACUUCCUUACGCUCUGGAAGAUGUGGCUUUGCAAAAGUCCAUAGUCGCUCUGGCAGCGCGGCACUUUGCCAACACGGGAUAUUCUUUUGAUCGGAUAGAGGCGAAUAGUUCACAUCGAUAUGAAAAAGCUGAACUAUCUGCACUGCAGUUCAAAAAGCAAUCUAUAGAUGCUCUAUCCCGUUCACUGUCGCAUACAGAGUCCUGUAAGAAGGAUGCGACACUGGCAAGUAUCUUAUUACUGAUAUUUCUUGACCUUCUCGAGUCGGGGAUUGAUGGCUGGAGUUUGCACAUUCAAGGUGCCAAAGUCAUACAUCAGUUACUAGCCGAGCUGGGCUCCAAUGGCGAUACCAAAGUAGACCAUGGGCAGACGGCCACGGAGAUAAGACAGUUCAUCACCAGGCAGCUUUUUUUAAUUGAAACACUCGGAACCGCGUUUUCAAGUUCGACGCCAGUAUUUGAAAGCCCUGUCGAAGGUCAAGAGAGCAUACACCAAGAAUCCAUUGUGAGGAGCUUUUUGGGAUGCCCCGAAUUCAUUUUAAGAGCGAUAUCGUUCUUUUCCAAUCAGCGAGCUCUUAUGGAAUCUCAAAGAAGUACUAUCGAUACCAUCGCCAUGCUCGAAUUGACUGAAGAGUUCAACUGCUUUGAAUGGGCAUCGAAUUUCCAGCAACCCGAACCGUCUUCCACCAAGGAAAUCGAUCAGCUCUGUAUGCUAUCCCAAGCCUACAAAAAUGCUGCUUUGCUCUAUGGAAGGCAUGUCCUUGGCCCAUGGACAGACACAACGCGAAAUGAUGAGUUGGUAUCUCAAUUGCUUCGUCUGGUGGAAACUCUUAAAAACAAUGCGACAUUGUUUAAGUGCCUUCUCUGGCCGACGUUUAUGGCCGGUCUUGGUAGCCAAGCACAAAGCCAAAAAGAUGCUGUCAUCGGACUUCUAGGGAGUCUCUGGGAUUCGACGAAUUGUUUAAAUGUGAUUAGUGCUUCGAAAAUUCUGCAAGACUACUGGAAAAAGAAAGAACAGACAGACACUCGAAUACAGGGGACGACUGGCAUAGACGAAUUGGCUUAUGGCUGGCUUCUUAUAUAG